Messenger RNA from Suillus bovinus, 1174 nucleotides. RefSeq lists its product as uncharacterized. Lineage: Eukaryota; Fungi; Basidiomycota; Agaricomycetes; Boletales; Suillaceae. Bases 444 to 746 code for a protein of 100 amino acids. The transcript has a single exon. The record is from RefSeq and is a predicted model, not a curated record.
GGCAUCCACGGACGAUUUUGACAGUGAGAUUUUGUCGGCUUUUGGCGUUUUUGAUGGCUGAUUGUCUUUAUAGUGUCCCUGCCCUCUGAGGUUGAUACAUCUCAUACAUCGGUCCCGUCCUCCCCGUGUUCUUCACUCUCCGCACCCCCUUCUCCCUCUUUCACGAUGCCCUCUUGGGUUCCGUGUUUCGGCUCAGAAUACAUGGAUAUUGCAUUCGACGUCGUUCCGAGCUCACCCCUUGCGGAUGCAAUUUCCGUCCAUCAACCUAUUGGUGUCAGUCAUCGUCCAUUCGUUACCCGUCGUGGUCUCGGUAUUCCCGUCAUCCAUCCUUCCUGGACUUCCGCUAGCUCCGUCCCUGUCCCUUUCGACGAAGCGUCCCCCAAGCGGAAGUUGGCUCAGGAUCUAGAUGACGCGACACCUAGGACACGUCGAAAGCACGAAGAAUGUUGAUGCAUCAAGUUUGCAGUGUCUCUUUUGCAGAAUUUUUUCUUCUUUCCCGAUAUUUUCUUUUCCCAAUCUUUUCUUUCCCCGAUAUCUUCUUUCCCCGAUCUUUUCUUUCCCCGAUAUCUCCUUUCCCCGAUUUUUUCUUUCUCCCUCUUCUCUCUGUCAUAUCACUCCUACGAUUUCCUUCUUUUGCAUCUUGUUGCAGGGUUUGUAUUCUGAUUAACAGGCCGUCCCUUUGGCUUGCGGUGGUCCUGGUUCCGGUUGCAUCGUUCGGCUGUGGUGCUUUCCCUCGGGGAUCCUGAUGAGGUGAAGUACUUUCCUGGGUUUCAUUGCUGCUUAUAUCUGUCUUCCACGUUUGCCCUUUAAAGUGGCACGGGAAACGCUAUAGGUGGUCGUGUUUCUCUUGGACUUGCGGAUCUCUCGGACUGGACUCCUCCAGUGAUGGUAUUAGGCAGAACUUGUACUCGGCUUCCUCGGUGCUGUAAUACAUAGGGAUUGUCAUGAAUUAUAAUCCAGUCUUGCAGCAUAUGGGCCGAGCGUACCUGCAAUAGUAAAGUUUGAGAAUGACCAGGUAAGUUGGAAAUGGUCAACCUUCAAGCGAUCCGUACUAGCGCAGAUAUCAUUGGUUAUCGCUUAUGUAUUUACGCCAGCGCAUGGAUGGGAAUCUGACAACCGAUAUCAUUGCAUAACAGUGGACAACAUGCGGCAUGUCACGAGGCGCGCGUAACGC